Symbiodinium natans is the source of this 885-nucleotide messenger RNA. The record is from the annotation of a GenBank genome assembly. Lineage: Eukaryota; Dinophyceae; Suessiales; Symbiodiniaceae.
AUGUUCGAGACCGUCAUGGGCGCCGUCAUUGCCUUCAACAUUGGCAUCAUGGUCAUCGAGACGAAUGCCGACGCCACUUGCUAUUCAGACUCUGAAAGCACGUAUGACGACCUUCGAGACUGCUCCUCGGGUAGCUACAGCUUGCGGUGGCUGCAAGCGGUGAACAUAACCUUGCUCGUCAUCUACACGGUGGAGUGCUUCGCACGCGCCUUCGUGGAGCGCAGCAUGUACUUCUGGAACCGGUGGAACCAAAUCGAUCUGCUCACGGUGGUUCUUGGCUGGGCUGGCGUCGUGCUGUCCACCGCUGUGAAGAAUCUCAACGUCCUCCGGCUCUUCCGCGUGGUGCGUUUGAUGAGAGCUGCCCGAGUGGUGAUCUCCGUCCCGGAGUUCUACAUCCUAGUCAGUGGGCUUAGCCACUCCUUGAAAGCCAUCGUCUUCGGGUCCAUCAUGCUGCUGGCGGUCAUUCUCGUCUGGGCCAUCAUUGCAGUGGAGGUGCUGCACCCUUGCAAUGUGCUGAUCGACUACCCAUCCUGUCCUCGCUGUCAGGCAGGCUUUGACAGCGUCCAGAGUGCAGCGCUCACGAUCUUUCAGCAGAUUGUGGCAGGAGACUCAUGGGGUGAGAUCUCACUGCCGCUGGCGGAGAGGUUUCCCUGGACCGUGCCCGUGCUCUUCCUGAGCGUGAUGACCAUCUCCUUGGGCGUCAUGAACUUGAUCUUGGCCGUCAUCGUGGAACGGGCCGCGGAAGCGCGGGAGAAUGACCAGACCCGGAAGAUGCAGAAGAAGGAUGCGGAGCGCGAGAAGCACAUGGUGGAGCUGGCACUCCUGUGUGACCCGGCUGAAAUCAGGUCUCUCAAGCCUCGGUGGGGUUUAGGGUUUAGGGUUUAG